AUGGAAACUAGUGGCGUUGUGUUCAAUCAGUUCCCUCGCGGUGGUUUCCAGCUCCAAGCCCUGGCUGAGAGAGUCAGUCGGGAUCAGGAACACUUGCCCGUACUGCCGCCGCUUUACAAUGUUGUACGAGACACCGCUAGUUGUUCCCGGAGUACAUACUCUCCGCUGCAGGCGCUUAGUGAGAGCACAUGCCGAGACCACGCCGCGCCCGCGCCGCCCCCACCACCGCCACGUGUACAGGAGUCGCACUCGCAGGUGCCCAAUCAAAGCGUGACCCUCCAUCCAGCUGUAGCUCGAUGCAGCGCUUCCUUAGAGCUGUCAGCGUUAUGGCGCAGCUUUCACGAGCUGGGAACUGAGAUGAUAGUAACGAAGGCCGGGAGAAGAAUGUUCCCGGCGCUUCAAGCGAGGCUCUCCGGACUACUGCCGAACGCUGACUAUCUACUGCUCGUGGACUUUGUACCGCUCGAUGAUAAGAGAUACAGAUACGCCUUCCAUAGUUCGAGCUGGGUAGUAGCUGGUAAGGCGGACCCAGUGUCUCCACCUCGAAUCCACGUACAUCCUGACUCACCAGCGGCGGGCGCUCAUUGGAUGAGGCAGCUAGUCUCCUUCGAUAAACUCAAGUUGACGAACAAUCAGUUGGAUGACAAUGGACACAUAAUCCUGAACUCGAUGCAUCGCUACCAGCCUCGUCUGCACGUGGUCUUCCUGCCCGGAGACGGCCAGAGCGCGCCGGGGACCGUCCCCUACAGGACCUUCAUCUUCCCGGAGACAGGGUUCACUGCUGUCACCGCCUAUCAGAACCAUCGCAUAACACAAUUGAAGAUAGCCAGCAACCCGUUCGCUAAAGGCUUCAGAGACUGUGAUCCCGACGAUUGUCCACCAGAGCCGGGCGGACAGCGGGCCCCCCGGAGGCGCGAGGAGGGUCCGCUGGCGCAGCCCUACGCCGCCGAGCCGAGCGCGGGGGGACCUCUGUACGCGCCACACGCGCACACUGUCAGGUAUGAUACAUACAUAUAA
Messenger RNA from Danaus chrysippus (African queen), 1017 nucleotides. The record is from the annotation of a GenBank genome assembly. NCBI's taxonomy places the organism in Eukaryota, Metazoa, Arthropoda, Insecta, Lepidoptera, Nymphalidae.